Dalotia coriaria is the source of this 754-nucleotide messenger RNA. RefSeq names its product Microsomal glutathione S-transferase-like (gene Mgstl). NCBI's taxonomy places the organism in Eukaryota, Metazoa, Arthropoda, Insecta, Coleoptera, Staphylinidae. The transcript has 3 exons. Gene Ontology annotation, cellular component: membrane. The record is from RefSeq and is a predicted model, not a curated record. The coding region runs from base 157 to 600 and encodes 147 amino acids.
AGAAACGAGUGGCACUAGUGGGAUCGAGCGUCCCGCUAUUCGUCCGAUCGAGUGUCGAACGACGUUGCUGUGUCGCCAGUCAUCGUCAUUCUUCACUGAGCGCCUGAAUUGGAUAGUUGUAAUUGUGCCUGACUCUAAACACUCAAAUCGUAUAAAAUGCCGGCAUUAACGUUCGACGAUCCGCUCCUCCGAUCAUGGGCGUUCUAUUCUGGUUUGUUGAUGCUCAAAAUGUUGGGAAUGUCCAUCUACACCGGAGCGACUCGCAUGAAACAUAAGGCAUUCGCAAAUCCGGAGGAUGGCGCCACCCUCAAGGUUAAACCUCGCGUGGAUGAAAAUGUUGAACGUAUCAGGAGAGCGCAUCUUAAUGACAUUGAGAACAUUCCUCCUUUCGUGGUCCUUAGUUGGCUGUACGUGAUGACGAAUCCAUCGGCUGGUUUCGCCACUAUGUUGUUCCGCGCUGCGGCAGCCGGUCGGUUCUUGCAUACGUUGGUGUAUGCAGUUGUCCCGCUGCCUCAACCUGCAAGAGCUAUUGCGUUCUUCGUGCCCUACGGCAUCUGCUGGUACAUGGGCAUUCAGGCCGUUAUGCAUUUUAUAAGCUAAACACAUCACUUUUUUCAAAUUUUUAUACUAAGUUGCCUAAACGGUAACCAUUUUGGUAGUUCAUAAUUGAAAUUGUGGUUUUUAUCGCUAGAAGUACUAGAGUACUAAAUCGUUUGUUGUAAUUGCAUUAAUAAAAAAAAGAUGUUAAUCUUGA